Adineta ricciae is the source of this 378-nucleotide messenger RNA. The record is from the annotation of a GenBank genome assembly. Lineage: Eukaryota; Metazoa; Rotifera; Eurotatoria; Adinetida; Adinetidae.
AUGAUUUUUCGACUUCUUGUUUCCAUUAUCUUCGUUUUUAUCACCGCCAAUCUCGCUCAAGUCCCCACCAACGUACGAAUCGUUGCUACUGAUAAAGACUUCAUCCGCUUAUCAUGGUCUAAACCUGAUCGUACACCAGCAGUUCAUGGCUAUACCAUCAAAUAUCGUCCCAUUCAUUCGAAUCAAUCAUGGAUUGUUCGACAAACUGAUGCAACGCAAAUUCUUCUAAACGAACUUCGUCCAAUUACAAAAUAUGAAAUUAUUCUACAAGCGUAUGCAAAUUCCUCCUAUACAGACUCAUCAGGACCAUCAACGCGCAUUGAAGCGAUCACAGAUGAAACAGGUAAUUUCCUGUUCAGUGGUUUUAUUUCUGUCUAG